Molecule: messenger RNA, 1369 nt
Organism: Spodoptera exigua (beet armyworm)
Lineage: Eukaryota; Metazoa; Arthropoda; Insecta; Lepidoptera; Noctuidae
Source: the annotation of a GenBank genome assembly
AUUCUAUGAAAAUGUCGUGCCGAUUACGGGACCGUAAAGAAUGGGACGUGCGGGCUUCUUUUCUAGCCCGAAAUACAUUUAAUCCUAUAAGAGAUAUGAUCGAAACUCUUCGGAUUAAACCGAAUCCAGAUAUACCGUACAUCGCCCUCUCUGUAGGCGACCCGACGGCUUUCGGCAAUCUCCAACCUCCAGAGAACAUCAUAGACACCGUCUGUGAGAUGGCCAGGCUAAAUGAAUCUCGAAACUAUGGGCCUACUAUUGGCCACUGGGAGGCCAGACAGGCGGUAGCAGAGUACAGCGCUCACCAAGGUCCUGUGACAGCAGACGACGUGAUCCUCUGCAGUGGUUGUUCGCACGCCAUUGAUAUAACCCUCAGUGUCAUCGCUGAUGCUGGGCAGAAUGUCCUCAUUCCACGACCUGGCUACUUGAUACACAAAACUCUUGGCGAAGGAUUAGGAAUUGUUAUUAAGUACUACGAUUUAUUGCCCAAUGAGGACUGGCAAGUGGAUUUAGUAAGUCUCGAGAGCCAAAUAGAUGAAAAUACAGCUGCUAUCAUCGUAAACAAUCCAUCCAACCCGUGCGGUUCAGUGUAUACCAAGAAACAUUUAAAAGACAUUAUCGAGGUGGCAUUGAGAAAUCGCGUGCCGAUAAUUGCGGACGAAAUUUACGAACACUUCGUUUUCUCCAAACAUGAAUUCAAUUCAUUAUCGUCUCUUUCUAAGGAUGUCCCAGUUAUAACAUGCAGUGGAGUCACGAAAAGAUUUCUUGUUCCUGGCUGGAGACUCGGUUGGAUAAUCAUUCACGACCGCAACAAUAUUCUGGGCAAAGAAGUUCGCAAGGGUUUGUUUAGUAUGUCAACGCGGAUUUUGGGUCCAAGUACGUUGUUGCAGAGAGCUCUUCCGAGAAUUCUGAAGGAAACUCCUCAGAGUUUCUUUGAUGACACAAUGAGGUUUAUUGAGAGUCAAGCACACUUGGCUUACCAGGAGCUGCAGAAGACCCCGGCUUUACGUCCGAUCAUGCCUCAAGGGUCCAUGUACAUGAUGAUUCAAAUCAAAAUGUCUUUAUUCCCUAAAUUCGAGAAUGAACUUCAAUUCAUAUCUCAACUGUGCAACGAACAGUCCAUUCUAUGUAUACCUGGAAAGUGUUUCAAUUACCCCAACUACAUGCGAAUCGUGUUGACUGUACCUGAAGACAUUUUAAGAGAAGCAUGCCAUCGAAUCACGAAAUUCUGCGAACAACAUAUGAUGAAGGAUAAAUUAAAGAUGUCAGAUAAUGACGUUGUUUCCAUCGUAAACGGAAAAUCGUCACAGGUGUCUUCAAAACAGCAAAUGUUGAAGAAUAUAUCUUAAUUUUGAUUCAAAUUUAUAAU